Molecule: messenger RNA, 1080 nt
Organism: Linnemannia hyalina
Lineage: Eukaryota; Fungi; Mortierellomycota; Mortierellomycetes; Mortierellales; Mortierellaceae
Source: the annotation of a GenBank genome assembly
AUGUUCUCAGUGCUGCAAAUGCAAUCAAGGACAAAGGCACUCUUCACGUCCUACUGCAAGGACUGGAUCCUCGUCGUCGUCGUCCUCGUCGCAUUCUCCAUCGUCGACCAGCUCGAGCCCUUCCAUCGCCAGUUCUCUGUCCGCGACGUCACCAUCCAGCAUCCCUUUGCUAAACAGGAGACCGUUCCCGUCUGGUUGUUGCUGACCUUGUCGUUCUUGCUCCCUAUGGCGACAAUGGGGGCAAUUGCAGUGUUCCAGCGACGGUCCUACACUGACCUGCACAACGCCCUUUUGGGCCUCUUCCUCGCCCAAUCCUUGGUCCUCAUCGUCACUGACAGUAUCAAGAUCGCAGUGGGACGGCCAAGACCAGACUUUCUUGAUCGUUGCCUCUCCCUCUACGACAAUGCCAAUGCUGGCAUCCCUCUGGACCAGCUCAACAACCCCGUCAACCUCCUCUCCAACUCUACCAUCUGCACCCGCACCGAUUUGCUCAGGGAUGGAUUCAAGUCAUUCCCCUCGGGUCACUCUUCCUUCUCCUUCGGUGGACUCGGUUUCUUGUCGAUGUACCUUGCCGGAAAGCUGCAUCUCUUUGACGAGCGCGGACAUAUCUACAAGUCUCUGGUGGUCCUGGCGCCCAUGAUCCUGGCAGCGUUGAUUGCGACAUCGAGAGUGGCGGAUUACAGACACCAUUGGCAAGAUGUCACAGUGGGAUCAUUCAUUGGAUUCUUCUUUGCCGUCUUUGCGUACAGACAGUACUACCCCAGCCUGGCAUCCAACAAGUCUGACCGACCCUUCUCGCCACGCAUCAGGGAGGACUUCUUGCCCGGUGGCUCCUUCCUCGGUAUCGGCUCCGGCAGCAAUGACAACAAUGGACAGAGAUACAGGGACGAUGCAGGAGAUGACGAUGAUACCCGUGUGGCGUUGGAUGGUCCUAGCCAUCAUAGUGCGGAAAAUGAGUCCGGAAUUGGAUUUGGACAGUUCUUUAGACGCGACCGGACGGAUGAGUCUCUGACUGGCAAUGGCCAUGGUGGUCCCAACAAGAACGUCGUUGGCACCGAGUCACGUCUCCUCCCUGUCUAA